CCCCGCCCGCCUGCCUCCCUAGCUCUCCACAUGCUGGCUUUGUCAGGGCUCAGUCUCUGCAGCUGUGGCCAGCAGAAGAGGAGGGCGCUGCCAGGGAGGCAGGACCACCCACAAGACCCCAGGCGGGGCCCAUCAGGCCCUGGAAGUACAGCUCGGCUCUUGACAUCUGCUUGUUGCCCUCUGGGACCCAGUGGAGCUCCUGCGGAAGCUGUCCCUCUGAAAGUGUGCCAGCCUCCAAGGUUGCCUGCUCAGGGCAACAGAAGGCACGGACUCCUCCUGUUUGUUUUAAAAUGACUUUCAUUCCCAAAGGAAGUCGUACUUUCUAAACAGCUCUACUUCCAGUGGUCUGGGCAGGAGAUUCCCAGUAGACUACUGUUCUAGUCUCUUUUGGGCAGUCCCAGGAGGAAGAGGGCAUCUGUCUCUGACAGCUUCAUUGGGCAACAGUGUUGGCUAACAGGAAGCCGGCAGCCUCCUAGCAGAGCCCAGUGAGUUUGGCCGUGAAGAUGGAAUUGGGUAGGAACUCUUCGACUCCCCAAGACGCCAUUGCCCCUCCUGGGGUUCUUGGUGCUGGGCCCAGAAGCUCCCCACUGGGGAAGCUUCAAGCACUUCCCAUUGGGCCAGGUGCCCACCGAGGGGCUCCCAGCAGCCCAGCUUCAGCAGGGGACAGCUCUUUGGGGGAGUCAAGUGGUGCCAUGAAGAUCCCCAACAGGGACAGUGGGAUUGACAGCCCAUCCUCCAGUGUGGCCAGUGAGAACUUUCCCUGUGAAGAGGGAAGUGGGGGCUCCCCAGGCCCUGCCAUACUGGGGCUACACUCUGAGACAGCUGUGGACGGCCAGGUCCCACAAGACACCCCCCAGGAGGAGGAAGAUAGUGGCAUGGGUGAGGAACCUGACCCUAAGAUCAUCCCUUCCGGGCCAGAGGAGAAUGUCAGCUUGACUCAGUGCUCUGACCCACAGAAGCUGCUGCACAUUGCUCAGGAGCUCCUGCACACAGAGGAAGCCUACGUGAGGCGUCUGCACUUGCUGGACCAGGUCUUCUGCACCAAGCUGACAGAAGCGGGGAUCCCUCCAGAAGUCACCACGGGUGUUUUCUCUAACAUCUCUUCCAUCUACCGUUUCCACGGGCACUUCCUCCUGCCCGAGUUGAAGAAGAGGAUCACAGAGGAGUGGGACACAAACCCUCGCCUUGGAGAUAUCCUGCAGAAACUGGCUCCAUUCCUGAAGAUGUACGGAGAGUACGUCAAGAACUUUGACAGGGCAAUGGGGCUGGUGAGCACAUGGACCCAGCGCUCUCCGCAGUUUAAGGACGUCAUCCACAGCAUUCAGAAGCAGGAGGUGUGCGGGAACUUGACGCUGCAGCACCACAUGCUGGAGCCUGUGCAGAGGGUCCCCCGCUAUGAGCUGCUGCUCAAAGACUACCUGAAGAGGCUCCCCAGGGAUGCCCCAGACCGGAAGGAUGCUGAGAGGUCCCUGGAGCUCAUCUCCACAGCUGCUGACCAUUCCAAUGCUGCCAUUCGGAAGAUGGAGAAAAUGCAUAAGCUCCUGGAGGUGUAUGAGCAGCUGGGUGGGGAAGAGGACAUCGUCAACCCAGCCAAUGAGCUGAUCAAGGAGGGCAACAUCCAGAAAUUGUCAGCCAAGAAUGGCACCACUCAGGACCGACACCUCUUCUUGUUCAACAAUGUGAUGCUCUACUGUGUACCCAAACUAAGGCUGAUGGGCCAGAAGUUCAGUGUACGGGAGAAAAUGGACAUCUCUGAUCUCCAGGUGCAAGAUACUGUGAAACCAAAUGCAGCACGCACAUUCAUCAUAACAGGAAGAAAAAGGUCCCUGGAGCUUCAGACUCGGACAGAAGAAGAGAAGAGGGAAUGGAUUCAGGUUAUUCAGGCCACUGUGGAGAAGCACAAACAGAAGAGUGAGACCUUCAGGGCCUUCAGCGGUGCCUGUAGCCUGGAUGAGGAGCCCGGCCUGUCCCCAGACCAGCCUAUCAUGAGUGCCAGCUCUGUGGAAACUGCAGGGGUAGCCGACAGCAAUGGGGGGACUGCAGGGAUCGAGUCCAGAAAGUUGUCCUCUAAAACAAGACGUGACAAAGAGAAGCCUGGGUGUAAGAGCUGUGGUGAGACCUUCAACUCCAUCACCAAGAGGAGGUAUCGCUGCAAGCUGUGUGGCGAGGUCAUCUGUAGGAAGUGCUCCGAGUUCAAGGCUGAGAACAGUAAGCAAAGCCGUGUCUGCCGAGAGUGUUUCCGGGAAGAGCCCUUGGUCCCUACAAGCCCUAGCUCUGGGACGCCCACUGAGCUCAAACAGAAUGCAGAGAAGCCUCCCUCUGCGGAACCUCGGCCCAGCCUGCUCUGCGGCACCCUGCGUCUGUCAGACAAUGGUACAACAUGGCGUGAAGUGUGGGCAGACAUCCCUGAGUCAGAUCCUCAGGUGCUAGACCUGCUGGCAGGCAGCCAGGCUGGCAGACUGCUGCAUACCAUCCCUCUCUCUGGCUGUACUGUAACGGUGCCCGACCCUGAGGAGGGGCUGGAGGCAGGGUGUGUGUGGAAGCUGCAUCGGGGCCCACAGACCUGGUGGCUGAGCGCCUCCUCCACACAGCUGCAGCGGUGUUGGCUGGAAGUUCUGAGCACUGCUGCCUGUGGGGACAGGGCUGGGGACAGACCAGGUGCCUCGCAGCCCCAAGCCUCGGCAAGCACCGACACUCCAUGAUCAGAGCCUCCUACUGUCCUUUCCAUUAUUGUGUGUGCCCUGUGUUCUUUUUGGGUGACCUUAGAAGUCACAUGAAGGAAUGAAGGACUCCCGGGACUGCUGAGGAUGGACGGAUGGCCCAGGGAAGAGUAGCAGUGGGCCCAAGAUCACUCCACAAGUCUCAUACACGAGUUGGGCUCUGGCUCCAGCCCCAGCAUUGUGGUCAGAGCAGAGGAGAAGAAUGGCCACUACAAAGCAAAUAUCAUCUCAGCCCUCAAAGGCACAAGGAGGCCAGGGGGGCACCACCCAGCUGUGAUCAUGUCUAACCUGAUGUAACAUCACUCUGGGAAAGGCAGAGAUGUCUGACCUGGCCUUUGUCCAUCUAUCCACUGUGUGAGCUGGACCACGACCUGAGUGCCACUCCUCUGACCUCCACUCCUACACUCUGCUCUCUCCUGAAGCAUUGCUCAUCUACUCUUCUUGCUGAGCCCUUGAAGGGAAAGGAGCAAGGACCUUCUCAUCCUACCAUUCCCAUACAGCCACACUCGGAGACUGUGAGGAGGCCGGCCCUCACCCCUGUGUGGCAGGUUUGUGAGAUUUCAGACUGGCUCCUCUAGGGGCAGGUGCCAUGCUUGCCAGUGUAAAUAAAUGCUGGCCAUCAGUUUCAGGACCUUCAAGUGCACUCUUCACAGGAUUCCCCUAAGCCAGGUGGCUAGCAGAGGGAUGGUGGGUAAAGGUGACAAAAUGGCACGGACCACACUCUUGUCUGGGAGAGCAGUUCUGUAUCCCAGAUGCUGUAGGGAGUGGGUGAGAAGCUAAGCCAUAUGGCAGGGUGAGGGUGCUGGCAGUCAAGUUGUGGGGAUGUGACAAAGGUCGUGGGGUUCAGGGUGUUCUUGCCUCUGGAGGAGUAGGAAAUUUGGAGAACAGUGAUGGAGUUUUGGUUCUUCAGGAUUCCUGAACUCUAGCAUCAGCACAGCACUGUGUGGGGACAGCUGGGCAGGCAUAAGGGCAACUACCUGGUGAGAUGAGGGGAUGCAGAGCUAGAAAUGGGUGCUGGUUAUAGGGAACACUGGGAAGCUUAGAUGAAGUGGGGCCUCAGGUGAGAUGGGGGCUCAGGUAAGGUAGGAUGGGGUAAAAGUAAAGUGGGUUGGAGCAGAAGUGAGUUGGAAGGGGCAGAGGUAAGAUGUGUGGAGCAGGGGUGAGAUGGACAGGAUACAAGGGUACAGGUGAAGUGUCAGAACACAGCUGAGUCUAUGCAAGAGCCAGCUAGACUGGGCAUGGCUGCCUGGGGAUUGCUUGCAAACACCUGGUCCUUUGCUUUGCACUCACUGUGCUGAGCUGAAUGGUCCCACUUCGCCCUGAGGAAACAGCAAAACAAACAGAACACUUGCACACUUGGAGGAAUGAGGCCAGGCUCUUUUAGCUCCUACUCAAGGGAAUGCAGUGAAGACCUUGCCCAGUUCUGGAUGGGACAGUGGUGAAGGUGGUCCGGGGGAAAAGCAACUGAAGGAGGUGCCUUCCUUGGCUCAGCACACUGCGUGGUGGACGUACCGGAUGGACACAAGCCUUCAGGCUCUGGCCAUCCUCUGCUGCUUCCUCCUGCUCAUAGACAUCCUGGCCUUUGCGGUUCAAGGAUUUCAAGUGCCUAUCCUCUGAAGAACCAGAGCCUGAGGAGGAUGCCUCUGUGGAUCCUGCCCCCAGGAUGUGGACUAGUCAGCUUGCAGUUUGGGGGCCCCUGGUGCUACCUGAGCAGAAAGGUGUAUAGGUUACGUUUCUUGUUGCUGGGACAACAUAUUAGACAAGCACCUUACAGAAGCAAGGGUUUGUUUGGCUCACAGUUUGAGGGUACAGUCCGUCAUGAUGGGGGAAACAGGCUGAGGGAGUGCUGGCUGCAUUCUGUCCAGUCAGAGAGCAGGAAGGGAUGAACUGGGGUCCUACCCACUUUCUCCUUCUUAUUUAUUCCUAAGCCGUGGAAUGUUGCUGUUCACAUUCGGGGUGGGUUUUCUCUUCUCAAUUAAACCUUUCUGGAAAGACCCUAA
Messenger RNA from Peromyscus californicus insignis, 4720 nucleotides. RefSeq names its product FYVE, RhoGEF and PH domain containing 3 (gene Fgd3). Gene Ontology annotation, cellular component: cytoplasm. The coding region runs from base 504 to 2702 and encodes 732 amino acids. Gene Ontology annotation, biological process: filopodium assembly; cytoskeleton organization. The transcript is spliced from 18 exons. The record is from RefSeq and is a predicted model, not a curated record. Lineage: Eukaryota; Metazoa; Chordata; Mammalia; Rodentia; Cricetidae. Gene Ontology annotation, molecular function: guanyl-nucleotide exchange factor activity; metal ion binding.